AAUAUUCUCAGGAUUUUCUUCACCUUCUCAUUUUUUUAUCUCCUUCGUGCCGUUUUUCUCGCAAAUCUCCAGCGAGAGACGGAGUGCCGACGCAUGCGUCGCGUAGUCACGAGCGGUUGACUCGUGCACUCGCGAAAAUUCUCCAGUUGGCGCCGCGACGCGCUCGAAGGAGCUCUCUCUCGUUCGUUUGACGGCAUCGCAAAGAAGCGACGACGAGCCGCUCCUACUUUCCGCAGCCGUGGGAAAAACGAAAAUUCGAGGAGGUAAAGAAGAGAGAAACAGGCAAGGGAUGAGGCCCUGCUUCCGGAAGUAGCGCGCGCGACUCAGCCGAGAGAGAUGCGACAAUGCGGCUGGCACGCCGCUACGCGAGGAUAGUGUGGUGCAGCACACCUGCCGUUCGAGCAUGGCGGCGUACAAAUUGUCAGGAAGAACGCGUUCAGAUUCCUCGGUGAAAUAAGCAGCCGCGCCGGAUAUCGAGAGCAGUAAAGCCGCUUAUUCGGGUCGACAGACUUGUUCAGACUUCCCAACUCCCACGGUGGCCGCCUCCAUGGUAAAAUGAAACUUUUGUCGCACCUGUUGCGUGACAGGUGUAUUUUUGACGGAUGCACGCAUGUGAAAACCACGUGGCCGGCGAGUCGACGAUCUAACGAUCUUGCUUGACGAUAAGCACUGCCGAAUCUCGCGUUUCGUUCUCAAUGUUUAUCGCUAAACUCGUUUUUAAAGUCCGGAGCGCGAUGAGACUGUUGUGUCGUUCCAUAAAUCAUUGUAGAAUUUGCAAAAAGCGCGAUCGCUCUUUCAAGUCAAUCGCGAAUUGAGCUAAUUGUCGAAUUGGAGAACGCAAAAUGCGCGCACGUUGGCCGAGCGAGCUGAACCGAGUUCGAGGAUGGGCCCGCGUACACGGUGGGACGGGAAAACUUGUCGCGAGCUGUGAAGGAUGCUGAAGAGAGCGGCAAAAUGGUGGACGUGCACAACGCAAGCGGGAUUCAAAAUAUCUGCCUGCUGCCGGAAGACCUGGAUAUGCUGGAGGAUCCGCGAACGCCGACUUUGAGGAGGGUCAGUUACGGUAUCGUGUUGCCGACCAUUUGCUGCUUCGGCAUCAUCGGCAACAUCCUGAAUCUCAUCGUUCUCACGAGAAGAAACAUGCGUGGCACCGCUUACAUCUACAUGAGAGGUUAUUCCGCGGCGGCACUCCUUGCGAUCCUGUUCUGCAUCCCCUUCGCGCUGAGAGUUCUCAUCCACAAGGAGACCGGAGGAUGGAGCAGCUGGCCGCAGGCCUUCUACCACGCUCACCUCGAGCUCUUCCUCGGGAACGGCUGUCUCGGGGUUGGAGUAAUGAUGCUUCUGGCAUUGACAGUGGAGCGUUACGUAAGCGUCUGUCAUCCCGGACAACACACGCGACCACUCUGCGGACCGCCUCACCUAACAGUGGUGCUCAUCCCACUGGUUACAUUUCUCGUUUAUCUGCCGAGCGUAUUUCGAGGUGAAAUUACGACCUGCUUGCUAGCGCCCGGCGGACCCCUAAUCUACCAGAAGAGGGAAAAUCAGUCGUUUCUCAACUCGUGGUACUAUCAGGUAUACAAGGUGGUACUGGAGAUGGUUUUCAAAGUGGCACCGACGAUCCUCCUCGCCGGGUUCAACCUGAGAAUAAUGAUCGUGUAUAGGAGAUCUUGUGAGCGACGUCGGAGAAUGACCUUAUCGAGGACCGUCAGCAACGACGAGGAUCCCAGAACUUUCGCCGAAGAACGAAGGCUCAUCCUGUUGCUGAGUAGCACCAGCAUCCUGUUCCUAAUCUGCGUUAGUCCUAUGGUUAUAUUAAACGUUACUCUCAGCGAGAGCAAUCUCAACAAUUACCCUUAUCAGGUGUUCCGCGCAUUGGCCAAUCUGCUGGAAGUGAUCAAUUACUCGAUCACGUUUUACAUUUAUUGCCUCUUCUCCGAGGACUUCCGGAACACCCUGAUACGUACCUUGCAGUGGCCAUGGGUCAAGAACAAGCAGGGUGGUCGAAGUCUGCCUAUGAAGCGUUCGCCGAUACCAAGACCAACGACAACGACGACCACCACACCCCCUACUACCACGGUCGCAACCCCCGGACAUCUGGCUCGUGCCAGCGUUUAACACGGAUUCUUCGUCAUCGAUUCUGGCGUCAAGCGUUUGGUCGGUCGCUGACCGGCGGAAUAAAAACGACCCGGAUCCGAUGCGGGAGCAGCGUGCCGUAAAACUGUGAAUCGUCAGGGAGGACAAUUGAGUUGCGAGAGUAAAAACUCUGUAAAAAAAAAUCCAGACGAAAUGAAGAUUUAUCGGUCGUGCGAUUUCGCUUGCGUGUACAGCAGGCUUGAUAGUGAGUUGCGUAGACGGUCUGCAGAGAUGUCUCAUGGCAAUUUGAAGCGGCAUUCGCUCGAAUGAUAAAUGAUACAAUAAAAUAGUCGCGUUUGCGAAACAUUGCGUUACAUUGCGUCGCGCCAUCGAUUUCUCACCAUCGAUGCUUGCUGCGAAUCUUCCGAUUCUUAUGAUGAGUCGAUGCUGUGGAAUAUUCCAGCUAUGUAUAUUCCGUAUACCCGGGCAAACUCUGGAAUAGUUGCAGACUAGCGUAACAGCCGCAUCCGCGGAACAUUCUUGCGUACUAACGGCUAAAGCCGGGCACGUCUACGCGGUUGCUGCCGCUGCUAAAUUCGUACCUCUGGCUAUUUCCGAGAUCAAAUCGACCCGACCCGACCCGAUUAAAUAACUGAUAUCUAAGAAUUUCUCUCUUUCCCUCUCUUUUUCGUUCGUUCAACGAUCGCGUAGAAACAAUCGUGAGCACUACGACAUUUAACGAGGCCUCGCGCAACAACGAAAAAAGUACAUAAAAAGGCGAGGGAUUCCAUAAAAAGUCGUCGUUGUAAAUCUCAUGAGACCGUCUCGCGCUGCAAAGUACAAGCUGGAAAAGUUUCUCGCAGACUGCAUCGUCGAUCGAGUCCAUACAGAUGCGGGAAUGAGGGCAGAAAAAGAGAGAAGAAGAGAGAAAGACAAGGGAAGAGAAACGCAGGCGAUAGGGGAAAACGCGAAUGGAAAAGAAAUGCCGCGGUGAGAGUCGCAGCGAUGCGUCCGUGGCAUUGUGACGCGGGAAAUUUAUCAGAAUUCGCGGGAGACGUGGCGACAAGACUUGUGCAUUGAGUCGCGAGUGCGAUCGCUGCCACUACUGGAAAUUAAAGGAGAGAGCACAUCCGAGGAACGGCGAGCGAAGAAGCGAGAGAAGAAGAUGGGACGUGAAGAAGAGUCAAGACGUGUCAAGUACCUGAUCACACGAGGACAUUUUUCGCGAGAACACGCGAGACUCGCGAGCUCCAGCUGAACGGAACAUUAAUUUGACGCCUUAAUUUGGAAUCGCCGGAAACGAAGAGUGACGCGCGAGAGGUGCCAAAUCCCUCGCAUGAAAGUUGCAACAAUUAGACAAUUAUAUUAACGAACGAUGUCAAAGGAUCGUUUGCGACGCACGGUGGACCACUAAAAAAUUUUGCGAGAAUGUUACAUAAAUAAAUGUUGCUAAGUGAUGGUGAGAAUCGCGCGUCUCUCACUCGGAGUUACCGGCAUUAUUCUUUUGUACCACGAUGUAUCUUCGCCGUGGACGCAUUAACGUAUUGUUCGAUUAGAUCUAAGGGAUUUGCAUGCGUCGGUACCGGAAUCGAACGCGAACUGAAUUUUAAGCAACAGCGCAUUUCCGCGCGUGGAAAAGAUAGAACGCGAGUACAUCGCGAUACGAGAGAACCUUGUGCGUAUCGUUCGACUUUUAAAGAUCCUAAUAAAGGGAUGCUAACUGCCAUUGUUGCGAUAAUAAUAUUCCAUCGAACUCGCAGAAAUAAACUGCUACCUCUUGGUCGCAUCGCGUUUCCGAAAUAGACGCUGCACUCUAGAAUAGUAUUCCCUCUCUCGGGGAAUCGAUAAUUAAAUUCGCCGCAACGGUCCGUCCGCGUUCUUAGUUCGAUGGUAAUAUUAUUUCGCUUUAUUUGCAUACGUAAAUCCGUAGAGCAGGAGCGUUUCGCGAUGCCGAGCUCCUCCUUCGCCGGAUGCGACGUACGCCUGGAACGCCCUGGAACUUCCCGAUGCGCGUGAACGAAGAAAUAAAUUCAGAGAAACAUCC
Messenger RNA from Ooceraea biroi (clonal raider ant), 4117 nucleotides. RefSeq names its product probable G-protein coupled receptor B0563.6. Gene Ontology annotation, biological process: G protein-coupled receptor signaling pathway. Lineage: Eukaryota; Metazoa; Arthropoda; Insecta; Hymenoptera; Formicidae. The record is from RefSeq and is a predicted model, not a curated record. Gene Ontology annotation, cellular component: membrane. Gene Ontology annotation, molecular function: G protein-coupled receptor activity.